CCACAACCUCCCACAUCUUUAGGGGAAGCAGCCAAAAUAAAGAAAGUUGUUACAACUCUGGCUUUGAUCUCUUUCAAAUUUGCUUUCUUCCCAUCCCAUCCUCCUCACUCGAUUCGUCAAAUAGCUCUCCCUCUGUCUUUCCCUUAGAAGGAUCUCUCUCCUCCCUUUCUCAGGUCUUUCAUUUCUGCCUAAGAAAGAGAGAGAGAGGGAGGGAGGGAGAGAGGGAGACGGAGAGAAAUGUCGUUCGCAGGUACGCAGCAGAAAUGCCAGGCAUGCCAGAAGACAGUCUAUCUGGUUGAUCAGCUUGUUGCUGAUAAGCGGAUCUUCCACAAAGCCUGCUUCAGGUGCUACCACUGCAAGGGAACCCUCAAGCUUGGCAACUAUUGCUCUUUUGAAGGAGUUCUUUACUGCAGACCUCACUAUGAUCAGCAAUUCAAGAGAACUGGUAGUCUAGACAAAAGUUUUGAAGGGACACCCAAGAUUGUAAAGCCGGAGAAGCUCAUUGAUCCUGAGACACAGAAUAAAGUGACAAGCGUGUUUGUGGGCACAAAAGAUAAAUGUGCUGCAUGCAAGAAGACCGUUUAUCCAAUUGAAAAGGUUGCUGUCGAUGGAAGUGCAUAUCAUAAGAGCUGCUUCAAAUGCAGCCAUGGAGGGUGCACUAUCAGCCCAUCUAACUACGUUGCCCAUGAGAAAAAUCUAUACUGCAAGCACCACCAUGCGCAACUGAUCAAAGAGAAGGGGAACUUCAGUCAGCUUGACAAAAGCAACGAGACGGUUGCUACUGAGACGCCAGCCAGCAGUGAAGCUGUUGCGUGAUUAUUGAUGAUGCCGGCUUUCAUUUUUUCCUCUCUUUUUCCUUUUUGGUGUUCUGUUACAUCCUUCUCCGCUCUUUUUUCUUGGUAUGAUGUCAUAUAAUCAUGUUUCCUUGUGUGUAAUAGACUGAAAGAAUAUAUACUGCAAAGCUCCUGAGUGUGGUUUUUGCUCC
This is a messenger RNA of Nymphaea colorata (pocket water lily), 985 nucleotides long. RefSeq names its product LIM domain-containing protein WLIM1-like. Gene Ontology annotation, biological process: actin filament bundle assembly. Gene Ontology annotation, cellular component: actin cytoskeleton; plasma membrane. The record is from RefSeq and is a predicted model, not a curated record. The coding region runs from base 238 to 816 and encodes 192 amino acids. NCBI's taxonomy places the organism in Eukaryota, Viridiplantae, Streptophyta, Magnoliopsida, Nymphaeales, Nymphaeaceae. Gene Ontology annotation, molecular function: actin filament binding. The transcript has 5 exons.